Messenger RNA from Kockovaella imperatae, 895 nucleotides. RefSeq names its product putative bud site selection-related protein. The record is from RefSeq and is a predicted model, not a curated record. Gene Ontology annotation, molecular function: zinc ion binding; nucleic acid binding. The transcript has 5 exons. NCBI's taxonomy places the organism in Eukaryota, Fungi, Basidiomycota, Tremellomycetes, Tremellales, Cuniculitremaceae. Bases 137 to 541 code for a protein of 134 amino acids.
CGUGACCAUUGUUCCCACGUUUUUCCGGAUCCGAGAAGAUCUCUUGGGUGUUGGAGAAUUUUGAACGGGGCGAGCGUCCAUCUCUUGAUCACUCUUCUUGCAGACUCACUUGAGCAAACACAAGCCGCUUUCGAUCAUGGGCAGACUGCGUAGAUCAAGGACCCACCGAGCCCAGCGUGACGUGCACCGCGCUGCGAGAACUCGAGCCAGAGUCAAGGAUCUGGAUCAGAUCCAAGAUGAUCUCAAACCUCAGAACCGGCGGAAAUUGGAGGUUCAACCGAUAGAUGAGACGAAACCGGGAUUGGGACAACAUUACUGUGUAGAGUGUGCAAAGUACUGCGAGACUGAGAUCGCUCUGAAGGCUCACUUGAAGAGCAAAGUUCACAAACGUCGCUUAAAGGACCUCAAAGAUCCAGCCUACACACUCCGAGAAGCCGAGCAGUCGGCUGGUCUCGGCGUAGAUAACAGACAACGAGGUGUCGAAGAGGUUGUCAAGAGGAUGGAGGGCAUGUCUGGUGUGGAAGAGACCAAGUCAAGUUGACAGAGAGAAUGGGUUAAGGGGAGGACGGUCAUUUCGGUUGUAUAGUAUUCCUGGUGAGCUCUAGCCAAAUGAACGCCGCUUUCGACAUCGUCUGGCUGACCACGACAUCGUCCCUAUUCAGUCAUCUCCUGUAUGAAUUAUUCGACAUCAAUUUACGCUCGGUCGGACCUUGGCAUACCCUGUGACAGCGGUCAGACCGCAUUGCACCGCGCAAGGCACGGGAUGCAGCACAUCCACACACACAAGAUACACACAUUGGUCCCAUGUCACUUGCUGAUCCAUCCGAACCCGCUCGUUCUCGCUGACAUAAUCAAAUAUUAUACAUACGGCGAGAAAAACAUGAGACAAUGCUCC